AUGCUCGUUUCGGAAAGAAACAAGCUUCGCAACCUUGUGACCCUUCUGGUACUUGUUUAUAUCAUCAUCCAUGAAAUAUGCUGUCAUAAGCACUGGCAACAAACAGCUGGGAUCGCGGGUCCACUGUCGGAGACAGCUGCACCACUGCGUUGGGAGCAUCGUGCCUGGAACGCGAUCGCUCGUGCCACCAACCUAGCUGUCGCUCGAACUAGGCGCGGAAGCAGUCGAGACCGUUGGUUCCACGAGUAUGGAAACUGGUGGGCCUCCUCUGUUCGCUUGGGCAAUGUUCUAGGUCGGUCGCCGCGCGAGCCUAUAGGCCGCUACACCCUCCGCCAAGAGUGGUCCUGGUUUGUGGAGUUGCUUGAAGAGAGUCUCGAGGUGGAUUCUGUUGCACCAACAGGCCAGUUUGAAGGCACAGGUAUUGUGAUGGCGAUCGGAAGGCCGCAGCGCUAUGCGAUUCCAGCACUUGUCACCUUGCGGUUGCUGCGACUGCUCGGCUGUCGCCUGCCUGUCGAGUUCUGGUACUCGAGCGCCCGUGGCGAGUCGCCGUUCGACAGCGGCCUCGAGGCGGCGCUCCGACGCAUGAAUCGAGUCCCUGAUACCAAAGGUACCGCCAAUGAGGCACCCAUAUAUUUUCGUGAUCUCGACACCGUGGUGCCUCGCCAACGGGACCUCGGUGGUUGGGAGUCGCUCUUCGCUAUCAAACCGCUUGCGAUCGCGUUCAGCAGAUUCGCUCAUGUGCUGUACCUGGAUGCGGAUGCCCACCCGCUACGCGACCCUACCUAUCUCUUCUCGCUGUUUGCUCCUGAAGCGGUGUCGGAAACGAGGUCGAGUCGAAUACCGACAGCCGUGUUCUGGCCGGACUACUGGAUCAUGCCCGUCGAUCAUCCAGCGUUUUCCAUUUUCCGAGUAGUGCCGCGAACAUGGCGCGAACGACGAGAACAGGAGAGCAGUGUCCUGCUCGUUGAUAAGAGCGAUGUUCAUGAAUCCUGGAUACCUUUGAUGCUUUCUGUGAUGCUCAACGUGCGAUCCGAUUACACCUACCAGUACUUGCACGGUGAUAAGGAUACAUUCCGAUUCGCUUGGAUGGCACUGGAUGCUCCGUUUGAUCGUAUAGAGGUACCACCCGCGGCAGCUGGGCACUGGUCCUCCGAGGGCCUCUUCCACGGUACCACCAUGGUCCAGCAUGACCCCAACGGGAAGCCUCUCGUCCUCCAUCAUAAUCUGGAGAAGCUCGAUGCCUGCAGCUUGGAUCGCAGCGCCCGGUGGUGGCCCUCGGGUCGUCUCUGGGACGCUGUACAGUUUGGUGGCCAAGCGAACUGGACCACCCAGGGACGCUGGAUCGGGCCUUCGUCUCGGAUUUGUUUCACCGGCACUCGAGUGAAAACAGUGCCGUUCGAAGAGUACAUCGGACAGGAUUUCGAAACGCAAUUUUUUCGACCAGCGUUGGACGCAGUCCUCACGGACGCUUUCGCGAAGCGCCACCGAUGGAGUCGCUGCCGGGCCGCUUGA
This is a messenger RNA of Cyanidioschyzon merolae strain 10D, 1512 nucleotides long. RefSeq lists its product as hypothetical. NCBI's taxonomy places the organism in Eukaryota, Rhodophyta, Bangiophyceae, Cyanidiales, Cyanidiaceae. Bases 1 to 1512 code for a protein of 503 amino acids. The transcript has a single exon. Gene Ontology annotation, biological process: mannan biosynthetic process. Gene Ontology annotation, cellular component: Golgi apparatus. Gene Ontology annotation, molecular function: alpha-1,2-mannosyltransferase activity. The record is from RefSeq and is a predicted model, not a curated record.